CUGCCUAAAUCCUCUCGGCGACUUCAUUGACGCGGCCGGUCACUGGGAAGGAGCGCACCUGUGCACAGGGACUGUCACUUGCCCCGCAACAACAGAACCAUGAGCGGACGCGUCGGCGACCUCAGCCCGAAGCAGGCUGAAAUGUUGCAAGAGUUUCGAGGAAGAGUUCAGGACAUAUCGCCUCAGCUGCCUUCCCAGAGCGACCAUUACCUCCUACGCUGGCUAAGAGCCAGGACAUUCAAUAUAGAAAAAUCUGAGAGUAUGCUGAGAAAGCAUGUGGAGUUUCGCAAGCACAUGAAAGCAGACACAAUUAUUGAAGACUGGAAGCCACCCGAGGCGAUCGAGAAAUAUGUGUCAGGUGGAAUGUGUGGCUAUGACAAGGAAGGCAGUCCGAUCUGGUAUGACAUCAUCGGACCAUUGGACCCAAAGGGUCUGUUGAUGUCCGUCACUAAGCAGGACUUUAUAAGAACCAAGGUGCGGGACACAGAGUUGCUGCGGAAAGUGUGUGAGCAGCAGUCUGCCCAGCUUGGUACACAUGUGGAAGCCAUCACCCUGAUCUAUGACUGCGAGGGUCUUGGUAUGAAGCACUUGUGGAAGCCUGCUAUAGAGGCCUAUGGAGAUAUCCUCACCAUGUUUGAAGAAAACUACCCAGAGGGCCUCAAAAGGGUUUUUCUCAUCAAGGCACCCAAACUCUUCCCAGUUGCUUUCAACCUUGUGAAGCAUUUCUUGUGUGAGGAGACUCGCCGCAAGAUUAUUGUGCUUGGAGGGAACUGGAAGGAUGUACUGAGGGAGUACAUUGAUGAAGACCAGCUUCCUGUAGCCUAUGGAGGUUCACUGACAGACCCUGAUGGAAAUCCACUCUGUAAGACAAAGAUUAAAUAUGGUGGUGUGGUACCAAGGUCUUACUACGUCCAGGACUCUAUAAACGUGCAGUAUGAUCAGACUUUGUCCAUCAGAAGAGGCUCAUCUUUUCAGCUGGAGCAAGAGGUCUUCUGCUCAAGCAGCAUGCUACGGUGGCAGUUUGCCAGUGAGAGUGCAGACAUUGGCUUCGGGGUGUUUCUGAAGACAAAGGGCACAGACAAACAGGGGGUGGCAAACAUGGUAGAGGUGCUGCCCAGUGAGCGCUACAAUGCCCAUUUUGUGCCGGAGGAUGGAUCCCUUACCUGUGCGGAGCCCGGAAUAUAUGUUCUGCGUUUUGACAACACCUACAGCGUGCUUCAGUCCAAGAAGGUCAGCUUCAGUGUGGAGGUCUUGACCCCUGAGGGUCACUCACAGCCAUGCAAUCGCAGGGAGGCCCAUCUUGAGUAGAGCUUCCCUACACCUGGCUUACAUUACCACUUCACCAGCAUUAGGAGAUAGCGUUGUUAUUGAUGAGAGGACACAUUUCUGAACACAGGCAUGUCAGAAAAAUAUUAUAUCAUUUUCAUCCCUGUCUUAAAAGUAUGUGGAGACAUUAUACUCCAUUCCUAUGUCAUGAGGAUUAUUUCUGCUGUUAGACCGGAGAUCUUUAACAGAUGGAGACUGUUCUGUAUACAGAGAUAUGCAAUUUUGAGCGGGCAGUUUCAAAUGUGUAAAGAACAAUCUUCCCAGUGUGUGCAAUGAUAACAUUGACUUCACAUAAUUUUAUAUAAUAUUUAUUUAGAUGCAAAUGUAAUCAUUGAUUUAACAGAUUCGUGGAUUUGACUGUAUAUAUUGAUUUUUAAUCAUGGUUCCCUGAAAAAAUAUUACAAUAUAUGGAUCCCUUUAGGUAAAACAAGCAAGCACAGUGCUAUUCGUGUUUAUCAUCGCUAGAUGGUACCCUCUCCAAACUGAAAAUUCAAGCCCGGACAAUUCGGUCAUAUAUUUUUGUAAUCGGGUGAAAAUAAAAACAUCUGUCGAAGAAAA
Molecule: messenger RNA, 1884 nt
Organism: Clupea harengus (Atlantic herring)
Lineage: Eukaryota; Metazoa; Chordata; Actinopteri; Clupeiformes; Clupeidae
Gene: sec14l7
Product: SEC14-like lipid binding 7
Cellular component (GO): cytoplasm
Source: RefSeq, a predicted model, not a curated record